Molecule: messenger RNA, 10444 nt
Organism: Pomacea canaliculata
Lineage: Eukaryota; Metazoa; Mollusca; Gastropoda; Architaenioglossa; Ampullariidae
Product: Wilms tumor protein 1-interacting protein homolog
Biological process (GO): response to hypoxia; regulation of DNA-templated transcription; cytoskeleton organization
Cellular component (GO): P-body; nucleus; transcription regulator complex
Molecular function (GO): transcription corepressor activity
Source: RefSeq, a predicted model, not a curated record
CAAAUCGUCGAAGGUUGGGAUUAUACAUUUUUAAAGUGCUGCGCAGAAACCAUGAUGGGAGAGGGGAGGGGAGGGGAGGAAAUUAGGAAGUUGAUCCUAUGCAAUUCCAAUCAAGACAACACGUGCAGGAAAUGAAGAACAAAAAUUAAUGCACUAUCAGACAAUUUGGUUUUAUCUUGGUCUAAUUCCGAGCAUGCAAAAUUUAGGAGAGUUUUCCUAUCUCGUCCAAUACGCCACUUCGACCCACACAGAUCCUGUUCUUAUUUUAGACUGUCCCCCAACCCACCCCACUUCGUUUUUGGCAUCAGCCCAUGCCGAGCGCAGGCCAUUUUGCUCGAGCAGACGCCGAGUCUUUGGCUCGUCCGCGCAUCUACAGUGUAGGAACUUCCGGCUUGUUACACGACGAAAUCAUGUCUCUAGGAUAGGACUUAGUGAGCGAUUAUUUGGAAUCUCUUUCUCUUCGUGUGUAAAACAAUACUUCUGAAAAUGAUGUUCCAAAGAUUCAUGACGCUAGAGUGAACGUGUCUGUGCACUAUUUUUCGAUGCGCAGUGGACUGUAUGAAUGGCCAGACGCUUCGCUACGUGACUCAUUUAUCGCUGCGCGUUAUCGCCAUUGUAGUGUUGUUUUGUGACAGCGGAGUGUGCAUGUGUGUGUAUCCCGCACAGUAGUUCAAACUAUCCAGUUCAAAUUGACUCGUAUGGCUGACCUUCUGCGCCAUGGCAGCCUUCGGCGACGACCUGGAGUCAGAUGUUAACCGUUUUCAUGAAGAUCUCAGUCUUUUUGAAGUGCCCUCUCCGCAGUCCUACUGGCGCGAGGUAACAGCAAUGCGAUCGGAUACUUCUGCCAGCGAUGACUUCCGACAAAAACAGAACGUUUACAUGAGCAGCAUGCAACAACAACGCAGCCAGGUGCAAACAGUGAGGUAUUCGCCGAAAAACACUUACGCGGGCACAGUUCAGACGAGUGAACACCGGGCAGCUUUCUCGUCGUCUUCGUUGAGUGUGAGAGAAGCCAAGCCCCCCAUCCCUUCGGGUUGGUCGGGGCUGGGUACCGGAGGAACUGUUGUGACCAACAAUGCAACAUCCUGGCAAGGUAAGGCUACUGGUGUUCCCCAUCAUCCCCAUGUAAUCAACCCUGGGGAGAGUCGUGGCGUUGUGAUUCCAGGUUCGUUGUACCCGUCUCCCCGAACAGGGAGCAUGGUGCAGUCACAGACAGUGCAGCAAAGUCAUCAGCAAACGAUCUAUGCUAACUUGCCUAGCGCUGGUAUGAACACAGGCUCCAGCUAUUCUAGCCCUCGAUCCAGCCUGGGCAGCGGCGGGGAUUCAAAAAACUCUAGCCCCCGAACUAGCCUCACUAACCCCUCCCCACCUCCCUAUGACCAGAGGUUUGGGAGUCCACGCUCCAGUGUUGCCAGUCCGCGAUCAAGCAUAGUUUCUCUUGAGUCCAAACACUCCAGCCCACGUGCAAGUCUUACAGGCGUGCUGUUGGAUAAAUUUCCAUCACCAAGAAGUAGCCUGGCUGGUGGUCCACAGGAUCGGGUGGCUCUACAGCGGGCAUUGGCUGGACUGGAGCAAGACUUAUACUCAAAUGUAUCGAACAUGCCGCCCUCUUUCACUUCUCUGGGUCCACGCAGUGUCCCUCUCCUAAGUGAUAAUCGUUUCAACGAACCAGCACCACCGCACAUUUACACAGACCCACGGAUGCGUACUUUACCACCACAACCGCCGGCCAGCAUGCAGUCUGGUCACAGCAGUUCUAGCCCUACUCAAAAUGGUGUGCACUCUUUUUCCAAUUCCACGCCAGGAGGUUUAAGUAAUGGGGAACCUUCUCCACCGGUUAUUCCUGCAAGGGUUCCUUUACACCCAGUCAGUCAAUCUGAUGCAGAGAAAAAACUGGCAGCACUGACACAGCAACUGGAACGGGAUAUGAGGCUGGUCAGUCCUGGUCCUCAUAAAGCAUCCCCAGAGACUCCUCCAGAACCUCCACCUCCCUACCAUGGACCCCAUGAACUGGAGAUGACAUCAUCACUUCAAAGCCAGCCAGUGCAAACAGGACCACCACUAACAAGGGCCCACACCCAGGGCAAGACCCCUGUCCGGCUCAUUGCCCCUGUUCAGGGGGUACAAGUGCAGUCCACACCUUCCCAAUCCAGCUCUGGGGGUAAAGGUUUGUCAUGGCAGAUAACACCACCCCGUGGGGUGGGACCAUCUGAGGCAGAGAAGAAGUUGGCAGCAUUGACCCAGCAACUAGAAGAUGAACUGGAUCAGGUUCCGCAAGGAGAAUACUUUGGCCAGUGCUACACUUGUGGAGAAAAAGUGACUGGGGCAAGUGAAGCAUGCCAAGCCAUGGGCAACCUGUACCAUACCAGGUGUUUCACAUGCUGCUCGUGUGGUCGGACCUUGCGGGGCAAGGCUUUUUACAAUGUACAUGGGAAAGUUUACUGCGAAGAAGAUUACCUGUAUUCUGGGUUCCAGCAGACAGCAGAAAAAUGUGUCAUGUGUGGGCAUCUGAUCAUGGAAAUGAUUCUUCAGGCCAUGGGCAAGUCUUACCACCCUGGCUGUUUUCGCUGCUGUAUUUGCAAUGAGUGUCUGGAUGGAGUGCCAUUUACGAUUGAUGUUGACAACAAAAUCUACUGUGUUUCAGACUAUCACAGGGUUUAUGCACCUAAAUGCGCAGCCUGUGGUCAAGCAAUUACACCUGUUGAUGGUACAGAGGAGACUGUGCGAGUGGUUUCAAUGGACAAAGACUAUCAUGUGGACUGUUACCAUUGUGAGGACUGUGGCCUUCAGCUGACAGAUGAACCUGACAAGCGUUGCUACCCUCUGGGUGAACGGCUUCUGUGCCACACUUGUCACAUCAAGUGUUUAUCAUCUCAGUACCCUGACCAGACCUUCUUUGUCGACCCAACAACCCGUAACAUUCAAAACACUGCCCGUGAUCCCCGCCACAGUUUGUCCCUACCUGCAAGCUGCCCAUCCUCUUACACGGCAGUGUCCAUGCAGAACUUUGGAGCUCCUCCGCUGAUGCUGUCGGGAUCAGGUGCAGGUGCUGGUAGUGGCAGCAGCAGUGGCAGUACAGGUGGCGGAAUGGGCUUCGGUCCUGGCUUCUACCCACAUUCUGGCCUGCACUAUGGGAAUGGCACAUCAGUGCUUCCCAAUGGGGGCUCCCUGCCCCCUUCACCCCUCAGUCCACAGCAUGUGUCAUCAAGCAGAGACAACAGCUCCACCAGCAACUACCGCUCUGCCCCAAUCCCACCCCAGCCGUCCACCCUCCCACCACCACGGCCUACAAGUGCCAAGCCUACCACCUACACCAUCACAGACUUGUAACUUGGAUUUUGACAUUUUCAGCUGUUUGAUGUCUGGUUGAAGAACACAUUGAGCCAUCUGUCUUCGUGUUAGUUUGUCUCAUGCUGACUGACAUUUAAACAAACAAUGCAGACAUCAUUUGCUCACUUCACCUUCCUCAUGGUAUCCCAACAUGCCCUAGUAUUAGAUAGAUACUUAUGACCAUAUUUAUAUGUCAUUUUUGUAAAUUGUUUUUCAGUUACAUGAUUUUCAUCAGUGUCCAAGAUCCAAUUUAAAGACAUCAUAUAUCUGAGCCAUUGAUUAUUUAUCGAACAGUGAAAAUCCCAGAUAAGCAGUGGUGGUGGAUUUCUGGACCAGAGAAAUAUUAACUGAUCAAAAUGACAAGAUGACAUGCUUAAGAUGUUGCAUAAAGUGUCUUAUGCUCAAAUGUGGCAGAAAAGAGAAGAGUUCAUCAGGUCUAAGUAUUCUUGUAGGUGUGUAAAUAUCUCCCUGUCACCAAACUGUUUCUCUAAAAAAAAUGAUGUGCUUUUUUCAUGACAGCUGAAACAUUUUUAAAAUCUAAAAUGUUUAUUAUGCAGCUUAUCAUUAAGUCUUAACCGUGUUGCAGAGAUCAUGUGAGUUUGGUCAACGGAUUAAUUUGAGCCGCCGAAAAUAUAUGAACUAAAUCUGAAGCUGUGGUGGUCAUAAAGAAAGAAAAAACUUUCAAGAAAGGGGUCAAGAGAUUCUAAACUUAUUCAAAAUCAUUAAUGUCUAACUCAAAUCUAGUUUUGCUUUGAUGGGUUAUCUGUACCUACAAGGUUUGGGUUAAAAAAAAAAAAGAGAUUGAGAUCUAUUAUUUUUGUGAUAGUUACUGCCAACACCAUUGAGAAAUUAUUUAGUAACUUGUAUAAUGGGAGGUAAUUUAUCUUCCAGAGAUAUCAGCUUUGCAUGACAAUAUGUAAUACCCCUUUCUCUAGAUGUGUGUGGUUAAAGACAGUUCUUUCUUCAGAUUGCCACUUUCGUAUUGAGUCUGUCUAACAAAAGCAUUUUAUAAACUCAUUUCGAAUAGCAGACUAAUAUAGAGCUUUCAUUUACAGAGGACAGUUACACUUCUGAGUCAGUGGUUUUAUGCUGGCCUGUAAGACAUCUGGUUUUGAAAACAAAAUGUGCCAGAAGAAAGAAAAUAAGUUCUUUGUUCACCACAAACAAGUUGAGAAUCUUAAAAAUUGCAAAAAUAACAUAACAAGAUACAAACGCAGUUGUUUUUUUUUUGGGGGGGUUAAAAGUAGGAUUAAGCAGUUGUCUUUUUAAUUCACAAUAACUUAUGUUUUCAGCAUCAUGAAUUCAAGAGAAGGAUUAGAGUAUGAAUUAAGUUGAUCCAGAUAAACUUGUCAUUACUGUUUAUAUGCAAAUAUUGUCAUUGAAUAACACUCUAGUAUUGUUAUUGAGGUGUUGAAAUGAUGUUGGUCUGGCAAAAGAAAAGCAAAAGCAAUUUUUAAAAUUUGGUAAAGGGUUGAUUGAUUAGAUAAUUUUUUUCCUGGAAUUGUUGAGAUGACAUUAGGAGUAUAAAGAGAUUAAGAUUUUGGUUUGUCAGAGGGAGGAACCCUUCUCUAAGUAACCUUGCAGAAACACUAAGCUUAUAUAUUUCUAAAGGUCUUUAACUGAACACUAGUAGAUUUGUGAUGUAAUACAUGCAUUUCUUUGUUCAGUAGUGGAACAUGAGUUUAAUUGUGUAGUUUCUAGUAAGAAAAUCAUGGGAAUACUUAAUAUUACCACUAAGAAAAGAAGUAGUUGCUGAAUGCACCUUUGAGAGAGAUACUAAAAUUUUAUUAAGUGUGAAAGGUUCCUUCCAUCUCUUGUUGAGCUGGAGGUAGUCAUUUUGAACAAGACUUAAUAGCUAAAAAAUUUGAAGUUACUGACAUAUUUAGCUGAUCCUAUGAUUGGCUUGUUCAUUGUCUUACCCUGUGAUAUAAAUAGUACCACUUGAUGAGCUCUAAUGAAAUGACAUGAAUUGGAAGCUUAUGGCUUUGUCGUGAACUCUUUUUUUUCUACUUGUACAUAUCAUUGUGUGUCACAGGUUGUGGUACUACAUAUGCAUGAACGUUUCAGGAAAGAGUUGUUGCCAAAAGAAAAAAAAUCAUCUGCAGGUCAUAACUCAUGUAUGUCAUGUUUUCAAAGUUUCCAGACUUUGAAAGUUGGUGCAUAUUUGUCUUUCACUUUUUAAAAUCACCUUAUGUGUGUCAUUGUGCUGUAUAGCCAAAUUAUUUCUAAAAUGAAUCUCGAGAGAAGGCUGUAUUUUUGUGCUUUUUUUUUUUCAUUUUGUGGAAUGUAGUGCAUUUCCACAUGGUAUCUGCACUUAAUAUAGGAAUGCAGCAUUGUACCAUGAAGGUGUCAUUCAGCUGUUGUUGUGUGUGCAUACAAUGAGUCUUACCACAAUGGUUGAUGUCAAGUCUGGUUGCCUAGACUUAAGGACGAAAGAAGUUGCCAUCUUUAACAUGACAUGUAAAUGAGGCCAUAUUUAUAUUUCAAUCACUUAACUGAAUUGUGGUUAAAAUUAUUUAUUUAAAAAUUGGGUGUUGUUGGCUGUCAUUUUCUAUGAAAACAACAUAUUUUUCUAAAUAUCAUUGUGUAUGUAUGCAUCAAUAUCCUAAAUCGAGAAAGAUUUGAAUUAUAUUCAGUCUCUAAGUGGUUAAUGUGAAGAAGUUUGCUUCCAUAAAGCAGACGGUCACAUGGGUUUUGCCCAACCAGCUAAGCCUGCCACUGGUACAAGCUGUGUGAAAAUACAACUUGUAAGUCAUCAUCCCAUUUGACUAGUCCAGAACUAUCAAAGAGGGAUCCUGUCUGGACAUCCCAACCCUGUUGUGCUAAUUGAAGGGCUCACCAUGAUGGAGAGUUCUGUCAGCUUCUUUCUCUCCCUGUCUCCUCCUACAUCUUCCCCUACCUCAUCCAAGUGAAUGUAAGUCAAUGAUCAAAGCAAGCUGAAUUGGGGGACUCACUUGUUCAAGAAGAGAAUUCUGUGCUAAAGCUAAUAGCUUUUGAUUUAUUUGUGUAUCUCUCUAUCUUGCAGUUGGGUGAAGGAGAGAAAGGAUGUGCUAGUCCUUAGUGUGGCUGUGAACAAGGAGAGCAUGUUGAUUGUUGCAUGCACCGGCAGGCAAUUGGUGAGGCACAAAACAUCACCAGCAGGCAUAGAUGUUCAAGAGUUUUGCAUUUAUUUAAAAAUAGAUUGAUUCCAUUUGAAGUGCAUUUUAAAAGAUGCCAUACCCACUUCAAGCUGUGUUUAAAAUAUAAUUUUUCUCCUUGAAAAGAUUAAUACAUUUGUGGUGUAAAUCAUUAUAGCUUUGGAUGACAUCUGGGGGCUUUAUAAUUUAAAACCAUAUUGACUGCAGUAUACAUUUAUCAGCAGAUCUUGAAAUAAGAAAUGCACACAGGGGAAUGGAGAAGAAAGAAAGCAAGCAAAAAGUCUAGUUUGAAAAUAAGAUUUUUUAUGUAAAAUGAUUUUUCUUCUGAAAGUUAUGAAUUUGGAGUAGUAUUAACAGCUACUGUGAAGUUAAAAGAAGUCUAAAUGUUCACAACAUUGAUUUUGGCGCAAGAAUUUGGAUGGUUGUAGAGGGGGUCGUCUGAAAUAUUAAAUGCUUAAACACAUCAGGCAAGAUCAUCUGCUGAAGAUGCAUGGUCCUAACAAUGUGAUGUGACAACGGAGCCAAGUUUAAAGCAACCGAGUUAUUUUUAAUGUAUAUUGAAGCUGAUGACUUCAUUUUUACUUAAUAUUUUGAAUACAGUUGAUGGGCAACAUUUUGUUUCAUAUUUCAUGUACCUAUGUACAUAGCUUGGAUUUUUUUUCCCUUGCUUUAAUUUAAAUAGUUGAGAUGCUGCUGUAGAUCUGUGGUCAAAUAAAAAGUUUAGUUGAUAUUUUCUACAAUCAUUCCAGUAAAUGAGCAGGUAUUGUGUCAUAUGCAGUGAUCGCCACCCACCUUAACAGGGUUUCCAACUCUUAAAAAUCAGCUUCUUUACUUACAAAGAGUUUCAACACAAAAUGCUGCAUUUUCUUUGUAUUCAGAAUGAGUGCUUUGAUGUGAAAGGGAAGGUUGGGAGUGAAAUGCUUGAGAAAAAGUGUACAGGGUACCAAAAGGUGACUUUAGAGAAGUGUGUGUGUGUGAAGGCAUGUUGGCAUAUUAGCAGAAGCAAUAUUUAUCUAUAUUGAGCAGGGUAGACUGCAAAUACUAAUUGUUAAUAAUGUGACUUGUAAAUUGAGUUGUAGCAAUUCUUUUUUUCCAUGUAAACAGAGUUCCACCUUCCUUUUAAUGCAAUUGUGCCUGUAAGUUAUAUUUUUAAGUCAUAAUUCUAUAGAUUUGUGUUCAGAUUCCUUAAAAAGUUACAGAAAAGGGUGAGAAUUGUAUCUACAGCUUAUAUGGCUCUUUCCAUUUCAGUAUUGAAAAUUGUGCUGAUUGUACCAAAUUCUUUUCAACAAUUGUGAACAGUGUAUAGAUAGUACCUUGUACAAAGGAAGCAGCAGUGUACCAGUUGAUGGAGAAGCUCCAACAUAGAUUUUAAGUAAAAGCUUUAGUUUUGCUGCUAUUGCCAUUUUACCAUCUUUCCAUUAGUAUUUGUGAUAUGAAGUAAAACAUUCAGAAAGGCACAAAGUUCUUGUUUUAGUGAUUUUUAAAAUUAUUUAGCACAAGCAUGUCUGUUGCAGGCAUUGGAACUAUUUUACUGUCUGCUUGCUUUUGAUCCAUAUCUAGUCUUACCCCUUUUUUUUCUUCCAUGUGACUGUCUCAAAUUUUCUGGGUUUGUUUUGGUGUUCUGUAUACACUUCCUAGCAACCACACCAUGAAACUGUUUCUUUAUAAAGUGUUGGUUCUUAUGGUAAUUUACAUUUGUUGCAAGUUGUUUUUAUUCUAAUGGUCUUGCCAUUUUCCAUGGAAACCAUGUUCUUGUUCAACCUUUUCUAUUGUGAAAGUGUACCAUAAAACUGGAGUUUUAAAAACACUGAGUACAGAAAAGUUGGCAUAAAAAUCUAUGCUAUUGAUUCUAUUUUCAAGUUAUGUAGAACCUAUGUGGCAAAUUUGCCUAAGAAAUUCAAGGUUAGAUCAUCAAUGACAUUAUCUUAGAAAAUAUUUCUUUCAUUCAAAAAUGAAAUUUAAAAAAGCAGAUUUUUUUUAGUGAGAAGGAAAGUGUGGAUUUAAAAAAAAAGAAGUGCCUGAUUCUUUUUUAGUGUUGUUUAUAAAUGGGUCCACAAGGAAAAACAUGCAUACUCUAAACCGUGAAUUGUUUUGAAGCAUUCACCAAUGGAAUUCUUUUAGUACAAAAUCAAAACUAUUAUUUCUAGGUCUUCCAUUUUUCUCUACUUCUUCUACACAACCAGUUUCUUUUAUGUUCGAGGCAUAACUUUUUAUUUGAAAUCCAUUUUUAUAUAAUUGUUUUUCAGAUGAUAGCAAAAAAAAAAAAAAAAAAAUUCUUGUUUUGCAUCGCAUCUGUUCAUUCAUUUUCCUUCAGCUUUUUCCCCCUAAUGUAAUAGGUCUCUAAAAAUUGGGAGACUUUAUGGUUGAUUUAAGUCUUUUUGUGCAUUUUUCCUGUCAUUGGCACCACAAAAUUAAUGCACAAGUGAAUGGUAGUGUAAUACACAAGUAUACUAAAGACUCAUUUAGCAGAGAACAGGGCAGAGCAUAUGACACCAAGACUCUGUCCUUGUGUAAGUUGAGAUGGAACACGACUACCUUUUCCUAUAAAAAUGGGCAAGCAUAGUGGAAACUUCAAUUUUGUUUAUGAAGAAAAAAAAUCAGCCUGUGAAUUUGAGUGUUUUUAAGAGACUUGAUCUGGACCCUUUGUGUGAAAUGUUUAUGCUGUUUUGCUUGCUAAAUUUAUUGUCCCUUGUAUUUGCGCUACAGUAAUGCCAAGCAACAUUUUGACUUGUUGGCCACAGCGAUUUAGUGUGUAAUUUGACCGCUAUUUGGACAGUGUGCAGUGACCAAAGGUUGCAUGAUGGCUGUUGUCACACACAUUGCUCAAUUUGUUAAGGAAUGUCAUGUUUUCACAAAAAAAAGUGAUUUGUAAGCAAUCCUUAAAUGUCACGUGGUCUAGUUGUCACAAACAAGAAACAUGUUGACAGCAUAGGAUGAUGAUUGCUGAGUGAACUGGGUUUAUCUUUGGUAUAAGGUAAUGUCCUUUUUUAUUCUUGCAAUUCAUAGUGACCAAGAUUCUUAACUUUUCAUGAUUUGGAGGUAUUUUUUAAUAGAAUCAUAUUAAAUCAGGGCUUCUUUCGAUGACAUUUGUCAUAAUGCUGUUCAAGCAUAUAUAAUCAUCUCAGGAGCUGUCUUCAGUAAUAGCUUGACAGUUUGGAAUCAUAAAGUCGUGCUUGCCUUCAUGGAGAUUCCGUGCCAGUAAAAGCAAAUAAAAUAAUAGGCAUCAAACAUUUAGCUCUGAGCACAGUUAGUACUUUUUUUUUUUAAAAGAGAUUGAGGGAUCCCUUCCAUUUUACAGCAAAUAUGGGCCAUUGUCGUGUCAUUCAUGAUCAUCCCUACAACCUGUCCCCUUUGGAGCCUAUGGUUCCAUUGCUAAAAAAGCUCCAUUAGGUUUUACUCUGCCACAAAUGAACAUUUUUUAUCUUUAUUUAAUUUUGUUUUCAUCCAUGGUAACAUCUUUGCAUCUGUUAAGUUUAUCAGCAUGAGUUCCAGUACACACUGGUGUGAUGACAAGCCUUUCAAAAUGCUGGUCUGGUUUUUUGUGACAGAUGACAAGAUUCUAAAUAGACAACAUAUCUGUAUGGCUUAUUUUUGUAGAUUCUGAUUUUUUUUUUUUAAAGUGUCUUAUAAGCCUGUGUGUAUGGGAGUGCAUGCAAAUAUGUGUGUUAUUUAUUUUUGUGCUUAGAGAAGCUACAAGGCCUAGCAAUAACAGCUACAUGCCUCAGUUCUGUUUCUGUAUUGCAUUAACAUCAAUUGUCUUCCACUUUAUCAUAGAAAUUGUUGUGGUAGAAAUUCCAUAGAGGUCUAUUUCAAAGUGUACAGUUAUCAUUGUCUUCUCUUUUUAUGCUUGAACUGUGUUUUGGGCUGUAGUUUGUGGAUGCCUUGGCAUAAGACAUUCAAAAUGAAUAAUUUCAGUGGAAUCCAAAAGUGAAUUUCAACACUUUUGCUUGCUUUUAAAAUAAAGAACCUAAAUUAAA